GUUGCUUGCCUUGCUGAGCAGAAAGCCCCACGACCAGAGACAGUUGCGGAAGGAGCGACGGAUUACGGGGGUGGAAGUGCUGAGCUGCCAGGGCAUGGUAAAUCGAUGCAGGAGAUGGGCUCCAAGAAGCCCAUCGAGAUCCUCUCAGAGAUCCCAGAUUGGCAAACCUUCUACCAGAACUAUGUGCGCGCAAACCGACCCGUUGUGCUCAAGGACGCUGCGCGCAGCCAGAGAGCUUUUGAAAAGUGGACGGAUUCCUACCUUUUGGACUUAUGGGGUGACCAGAAGAUUGUGGACAUCGAGAUGAAGAAGGUGGAGGAGCGGGGUGGGCCCAGCGUUAAGUGGCCCUUCUCCAAGUUUGUCAAGGAGAUAUACAAGGACAAGAGGAAAGACGAGCUUUAUGCCGUAAUUGGCUUGGAAGAUGAGCCGGAGGCACUCGCAGAUGUGGAUUUGCCAGAUCCAGCCCGGUGCAAGGAGGUUUGGCCUCAAUCCGUAACGCUGUGGAUGAGCAGUGGCGGCACCAUGUCCGUGUUGCACAAUGACGAUGGAGAGAACUUCUUGAUGCUGGUUGACGGCUACAAGAGCGUCAUGCUGGUACAUCAAGACGAAGCUCCCAAUAUCUAUGCCAACAUUGCCAAGGUGCGGGGAACCUCUCCAGUGCGACAGGAUUCCGUAGAUCUUGUGAACUUUCCGCGCUUUGCCAACAUUACCUGGCUGCAUGGGGAGAUUGGACCGGGCGAUACGCUGUUCAUCCCCCACACAUACUGGCAUCAGGUGAACUCGCGCGGCAGAAAUUUGGGUGUGAAUAUUUGGUGGAGUCACGCAGAGGACUGGAGAUGGUGGGAUUUGAAGAAGUAUGAUGCAAGGAAGUUUGGGACGAAGGUUCUCCCCUCCUUCGAUGAGUUCAAAAGCAAGGCCCUGGAGCAAGCCGACUGCACGCCCUUGCCAGCCGACAAGCACAUGGGUCUCAUGGAGCUGGUGGAUGAAGGACGUACAAAAGCCAUCAUCAAAAAGAAGCGGAAAAGACAUGAGAAGGCUCAGCGCAAGAAGUCAGAAGAUGAGGAUGAUGAGCUCUGA
Symbiodinium pilosum is the source of this 1077-nucleotide messenger RNA. NCBI's taxonomy places the organism in Eukaryota, Dinophyceae, Suessiales, Symbiodiniaceae. The record is from the annotation of a GenBank genome assembly.